AUGGAUACUAGUCAAAUCAUUUUAUUGGAAGAUGAAUUGAAUGGUUACAUAGCUGAUCAACAAGAGAAGGCUCAAGUAGAACCUACUCAUGGAAGCCCAGACAAAUCAAAUACUCCAAGUAAAUAUAGCAAAGAAAUUGUAGAAGUUCCAGAAAUUGUGUUGGAAGAUGAAUUCAUUGGUUGGAUACCUAAUCAACAAGAGAAGGCUAAAGUAGAAAUUACUCUUGGAAGUCCAAACAAAUCAAAUACUCCAGCAAUUCGCAUGAAAUUUGAUUGUGAUGAUAGUGCAUAUGAAUUUUACAAAGACUAUGCUCACCGAAUCGGCUUUAGUGUACGAAAACAUUCUGUAAAGCGAGGAAAUGUGGGGCAAAUUAUAAGGAGAACAUUUAGUUGCUCAAAAGAGGGUGAACGAGUUUUUGACAAACAUCGCGAAAAUGCAUCUUAUCAUCGUCCAAUUUCACGAACAGGUUGUUUAGCACAGAUGACCUAUCAUCUUCAAAAGGAUGGCAUGUUACAUGUUGUUUCUUUUCACGGCCAACAUAAUCAUGAGUUUGCUCCUUCGCCAAUGAAACAUAUGUUAAGAUCGAAGCGAAAAAUUUCACUUUCUCAAAAGGCCAUUACAAAUGAUGCAGAGAGGUCUAGAAUAUCACUAAAACAAACCAUUGAAUUAUUGAGCAUGCAAGCUGGGGGUCGUGAAAAUCUUGGGUUUAUGGAUGUUGACUAUAAGAAUCAUGUACAUAAUGAGAGGAGGAUGGCUUUAAAGAAAGGAGAUGGACCUGCAAUGAUGGAAUCAAUAGUUGAUUAUGGGAACUUUGGAGAUGUUAUUUGUUUUGACACAACUUAUCGAACAAAUAAAUAUGAUCGUCCCUUUGCUCCAUUCAUUGGGGUUAAUCAUCACAAACAAUCAAUUAUCUUCGGUGCAGCUUUACUUUAUGAUGAGACUAUAGAGUCAUUUAAGUGGUUGUUUGAAACUUUUUUAACUGCAAUGUCAGGAAAGCAGCUAAGAACUAUACUUACAGAUCAAUCUGCUACAAUGGCUAAAGCAAUAACAGAGAAUGCUGCUAAGAAUCUACAUCAUGUAUUUCAUUCAUCUAAGCAAUUUGCAAAAGAUUUUAGUGAUUGUUUAUACGAGUAUGAAGAUGAAGAUGAAUGGCUUGUUUCAUGGGAUUAUAUGCUUAAGGAAUAUGGUCUUACUGAUAAUAAAUGGUUGCGUAGCAUAUUUGAUGUGAAAGAAAAAUGGGCUAUUAGUUUUGGUGAUAAGAGACAUCAAGAACUACAGGCAGAGUUCAAAAUGAGGCAAGCAAAACCGAUUUUACAAUCUAAUGUAGAGAUGUUGAGACAUGUUAUAGAGCUAUACUCCCCAGAAAUUUUUCAAAUGUUUCAAGAUGAAUAUAUGAAGAUUGCUGAUUGUACUAUUUACAAGGCUAAUAAAUCCGAUACUAUCAUAGAAUACAAGGUCAAAUAUAGUCAAAGAAUUCAAGAGCACCUAGUUAAAUAUGAAGCCUCAACUACUUCGGUGGAAUGCAGUUGUAAGAAGUUCAGCUUUGUAGGAAUUCUGUGUGCCCAUACUUUGAAAGUUCUUGAACAUAAAAAUGUUAAGAGACUUCCCGUUCAUUAUGUAUUGAAAAGAUGGACGCAAGAUGCAAAGGUUGGUUCUAUCAAGGACUAUCAUGGCAUUGAUAUUAAAGGUAAUGCUCAAGAGUCAAUAGGAAAACGCUACUCUUAUUUGAGCCACAAUGCUCGUGAAAUUUCUACACUUGCAGCAGAGAAUGAGAUAAUGUAUGAACAUACCAAAGAAUCUUUUGAAAAAUUAAUGAAGGAAUUGCAAGAGAUAAGAAAAAAAUGUCAUUCGAAUAAUAUGGAAAGUUGCACAGAGGUCCAUGGUGAUGUUACUACAGAUGUUUUACAAGGUGAUAGCAUAUGUAGGAUUAAAACAAAACCUAUUGUUGGGCAUCCAAAGAAAAGGUUGAAAUUUGCAUUAGAGAAGAAAAAUGGUAAAUCUCGAAGCAAAACAACACAUGCUAAAAAACAUGCCAGUGGCUUACAAAAAAAGGUUUCAAUAGCUACUUCUGAUGUUAUCCAAGAAGAGCAUCAUAUUGGCAAAAGCACUAAAUAG
Molecule: messenger RNA, 2115 nt
Organism: Quercus robur (English oak)
Lineage: Eukaryota; Viridiplantae; Streptophyta; Magnoliopsida; Fagales; Fagaceae
Product: protein FAR1-RELATED SEQUENCE 5-like
Exons: 5
Coding region: 1-2115 (704 amino acids)
Biological process (GO): regulation of DNA-templated transcription
Molecular function (GO): zinc ion binding
Source: RefSeq, a predicted model, not a curated record